Pseudopipra pipra is the source of this 1152-nucleotide messenger RNA. RefSeq names its product chromosome 29 C1orf43 homolog (gene LTAP1). Gene Ontology annotation, biological process: phagocytosis. The transcript has 7 exons. NCBI's taxonomy places the organism in Eukaryota, Metazoa, Chordata, Aves, Passeriformes, Pipridae. The record is from RefSeq and is a predicted model, not a curated record. Bases 240 to 890 code for a protein of 216 amino acids.
GCGUGCCCGUGCGGGGCGUUCCGGGCGUGUCCGCGGAGCCGGGCCGCUCAUGUCCGUGCGGCCCCGGUGAGGCCGCUCCCGGCGUGUCCACGAGACUCCCGUGGAGUCCGUAACGCGCCCGUCAGGCAGGUCUCGGGCUGUUUGUGGGGAACCCCUCGGAGCCUGGCUCGGGGCUCUCAGGGGCCUGGGCUGGACCGCCCGUGUUCGUGCUGCUGUUCAUCUUCGUGAAGCGCCAGAUCAUGCGCUUCGCCAUGAAAUCCCGCCGCGGCCCCCACGUGCCUGUGGGACAGCAUGCGCCCAAGGAUUUAAAGGAGGAGAUUGACAUUCGACUAUCAAGGGUGCAGGACAUCAAGUACGAACCACGGCUGCUGGCUGAGGACGAUGGCCGGCUCCUGCAGUUGGAGACACCAGGCUGCUAUAACUACCUGUACAGGAUGAAGGCACUGGAUGCAAUCAGGACAUCAGAAAUCCCAUUUCAAGCAGAGGGCCGGUACCCAAAGUCUUUAAUAGGGAAGAACUUCUGUGCCUACCUGCUGGAACUACGGAAUUCCAGUGCCUCCUUCAAAGGCAUCCGCAAAGCCUUGAUCGACACCUUGCUGGAUGGGUACGAGAGUGCCCGCUAUGGCACUGGGGUCUUUGGGAAAGCAGAAUAUCUGAAGUACCAGGAAGCUCUGAACGAGCUGGCGAACAUCACCAAGGCCCGGGGGGGCAGCAGCCAGCGGCAGCACCAGUCAGCAGCAAAGGACCUCACCCUGUCCCCUGAAGUCUCCAACCCCACCACCAUCCAGGUCACCUACCUGCCUUCCAGCCAGAAGAGCAAACGUGCCAAACACUUUCUGGAGCUGAAGAGCUUCAAGGACAACUACAACACGCUGGAGAGCACCCUGUGAGCACGUGGGGCCUGGUGCAGUGCGUGUGCAGGCAGCACUGGGAGGAAGCAGCUGCGCUCUCAGAUCUCCCCUUCACACCACAUCUCCGUUCCGACUGAUGGAACUCGGCCCUUGCCAGAAGCCCAUUCCAGAGCAGUGUACCUGCCUGCUGAGCCCAAGGGGAUUGGCUCCACAGCCUCCUCUGCCACAGGCUUGUGACACUCCAGGCUUUGAGUCCUGCACCGUCUUGGACCCUGUGAAUAAACUGAUUAGCUUGAUCUUA